AUGUUACAUGAUGAGAAGGAGAUGGAGAAUGCAAGAAGACUAGAGAAAGUUAUAGUAGUGAAGGUUUUUGGCAAUUACAUUCCAUUUCAAUUGGUGAGUGCUGAAUUAAGGAUGCAGUGGAGUAGAUUUGUGAACUUCCACAUUACAGGAUUGGGGCUAGGCUGGAUGCUCUAUUCAAUUGAAGAUGCAAAUGCCUUGGAGAACAUUUUAAUUGGUGGUCUUUGGUUGGUUAGAGGCCAAGUUAUGGGCUUGGACAAAUGGUCGACUUCAUUCAGUCCAACUUCUCUUAAAGGAAUUUCAGCUCCUUUAUGGAUAAGGCUGCCUAAUUUACCUCUUCAAUGCUGGGACGAGGUGAAUAUAUGUAGAUUUGCUUCUCUAGUUGGCAAACCUUACCUCCUCGAAGGGAAUAUGUUGCAAUGGAGUAGACGGGAGUUUGUAAGGGUAUGCGUGCGUAUUCCCUUUGAUAUGAAGUUACCAUCUGGUAUUUGGGUUGAAGGCUUGGCUGGAAAAUUUUAUCAAAGAAUUGAGUAUGAAGGAGUUUCAAAAAUCUACUUUGAGUGUGGCAAGAUAGGCCAUACUUUAAUAGAUUAUGCUGAUUCAAACUCUAAAAAGGAAGCUGGAUCAGGAUCUGUUGAAGCAGUCAAUAAAAGUUCGUUAGGGAUGACAAUGUGA
This is a messenger RNA of Dendrobium catenatum, 672 nucleotides long. RefSeq lists its product as uncharacterized. The transcript is spliced from 2 exons. Lineage: Eukaryota; Viridiplantae; Streptophyta; Magnoliopsida; Asparagales; Orchidaceae. The record is from RefSeq and is a predicted model, not a curated record. Bases 1 to 672 code for a protein of 223 amino acids.